Messenger RNA from Trichoplax adhaerens, 486 nucleotides. RefSeq lists its product as hypothetical. The transcript is spliced from 2 exons. Gene Ontology annotation, biological process: response to oxidative stress. Lineage: Eukaryota; Metazoa; Placozoa; Uniplacotomia; Trichoplacea; Trichoplacidae. Gene Ontology annotation, molecular function: glutathione peroxidase activity. The record is from RefSeq and is a predicted model, not a curated record. The coding region runs from base 1 to 486 and encodes 161 amino acids.
AUGACUUUAAGUUCUCUUGAAAAAAUAGAUAUACGAAUGAACCAAUUGCAAGCUAAAUAUGCUCAUCAAGGAAAUGGAUUCGCUGUUUUAGCUUUUCCGUGCAAUCAGUUCGGCCAUCAGGAAAAUUUAAAUGGGGAAGAAAUUCUCCAUUCACUCAAGCAUGUUCGACCAGGUGGUGGAUAUCAACCUGAUUGUGUGGUUAUGGACAAAUGUGACGUAAACGGUUCUAAUGCUCAUCCACUAUUUCAAUUCUUGAAAGAAUCGCUACCUACUCCAAGCGAUGAUGCGGAUAGUUUAAUGAGCGAUCCAAAAUUUAUUAUAUGGAAACCUGUCAAACGUAGCGAUAUAUCUUGGAAUUUUGAAAAAUUUUUGAUUACAGCAGAUGGCAAACCGUAUAAGCGUUACAGUAGAAAUUUUCGAACUGAAGCAAUUGCUAAUGAUAUUGAACAUUUACUUAGUGUUGCUUCUAAAAAAGGUCGUAAAUAA